AUGGUGGGGAAGUUAGUACAUAAGUUUUUGAACUAUGGAAAAAGCAAUAAAGAAUCCUUGGCUCAGCUCUUUGUUACUUUACUAAUCAAGUUAUCAUCUAUUGAAAAGCUUUGGCCCAAAGGUAUCUGUGCGAGCACAUUUGAAGGAUCCUGGAUAUCUAAAACAUGGGAUUCAAAAGUUGGCUGUAUUAGUGUUGAGGAUUUCACAGAUCGGUCUCAAAAUGUAGCAAGGGCAGUAGGCAAAGAAGAAGUAAAGAAGAUCUACAAGUGCAUUAAACUUUCUAUGUCGUAUGUUUUUGCCUUCAUGGAUGGCCAGGUUCAAGGAUCCAGGUUAAGGGAAGUUUUGUUUGGCAAGGGUGCUAUAACUACUACAUUGGGUACACCUACUACAAAUUUUGUUAAAAAUGAAACACAGCCUUGCAUUGAAUCUGUCCAGACAAAACGGAGGCUAACUACAGAAGGUUGGGGAGGAACACAGCAAACAUUGCCUUCUGACCCUAUCUUAACAAAAAGGAUGCGAUCUAUGAGAAGUUGGGGAGGACAACCCAGAGAUGGUUGGGGUGGAGCACCCAGAGAUGGUUGGGGAGGAGCACAGGAAGAUAUGCCUUUUGGUCCUAUCUUGACAAAAAUGCCGCAAGCUACUGAAGGAUGGGGAGGAGCACCUACUGAUAGUUGGGCAGGAGCUCCUAUAUAUGGUUGGGGAGGAAGACAGCAACCAAUUGCCCUUGGUCCUAUCCAGACAACACAGAUUCAAUCUACAGUAGGCUGGAGUGGAGCACAGCAAGCUUUUUCCUUAGAUCCUAUCCAGCCAGAACAGAUGCGUUUUCAACAAGGUUGGGGAAGGAUGUAA
Ilex paraguariensis (yerba mate) is the source of this 849-nucleotide messenger RNA. Lineage: Eukaryota; Viridiplantae; Streptophyta; Magnoliopsida; Aquifoliales; Aquifoliaceae. The record is from the annotation of a GenBank genome assembly.